Molecule: messenger RNA, 2004 nt
Organism: Strongyloides ratti
Lineage: Eukaryota; Metazoa; Nematoda; Chromadorea; Rhabditida; Strongyloididae
Product: C-type lectin domain and von Willebrand factor, type A domain and PAN-1 domain and Apple-like domain and C-type lectin-like domain and C-type lectin fold domain-containing protein
Exons: 2
Coding region: 1-2004 (667 amino acids)
Source: RefSeq, a predicted model, not a curated record
AUGUUUAAAAUAAAAUAUAUAUUUUUUUAUGUUUUUAUUAUAAAUUUUAUAUAUCAAAAUAUUUUUAUUAAUGCUAUCCUAUGCCCACCACUCUGGACAUAUUUUGAUGAUAAUUGUUGGCUUUUGAGUAAAAAUUUAUUAAGUUAUAAACAAGCUAAAAGAGAGUGUGAGGAACGAUAUCAUGGUAUAUUAACUAAAGUUGAUAGUGUUGAUCAGGAAAAUUUUAUUUAUUAUAUGAUUGAAAAUAAUAUAAUAGAUGAGGAAAAUUUUAUAAAAUUUAAUGAUGAUAAUAAUGAAAAACUUUCAAAAAAAUGUUUUAAAAGGGUGAUUGGAAAAGAUUCAGAAAUAUCUUUUUCUUCUAAAUAUAAUUCAAUUAUUGCAUUUAGUGAAGUGUUAAAUUUAAAAACAUGUUUAAAACAAUGUGAAAAAGUGAGAGAAAAUCUUAAUUUUAAUUGUUUAUCUGUACUUUGGUACCCUGAGACACGUGAUUGUUUACUUAAUUCUGAAAAAGAGACUGGCUCUGAGAAAUCUAAUUUUUCAAUAGUUGGAAUUCCUAAUAAUAUUAUUUACUAUGAAUAUACAUGUUCUGAUUUUAUAGAUUUUUCUUUAUUAGAUGAUAAUAUAAAUAUUAACAAUUUUAAGUCAACAAAUUUUGAAAAAAAUUUUCUAGAAAUAUCAAAUGUAAGGACGUGUUUUGGUAAACAUCGCCAUUCCUCUUUAAAAGGUUUUGCUGAUAAAGUUAUAUCAUCUAUAAGUGAAAGAGAAUGUUUAAGUGAGUGUUGGAGAUGUACAAAUUGUUUAACUAAUUCAUCAUCAUGUAAAUCAGUUACUUAUUAUAAAGAAUCUGGUGAAUGUAUAAUGGCUUCAGCAUCCAUAAAAUCAAAUAAAGAAAAAUUUAAUAAUAUUGAAGAGUUAAGUGACUUUUUUGAUAGAAAAAGAGAAUGUAAUAUUGAAGAUUGUGAAAAUAAAGAAAUAUUAAUUUCAUUUAUCUUAGAUGGUAGUGAAAGUAUUGGAAUUGAUGUAUUUAAUAAAAGUUUAAAUGUUGUUAAUGAAAUAUUAGAACAAAUAAAUGAAAUAAGUAUUUUUUGGAAUGUUAUGAUAUUUCAAUUUGGUAGUGAACAUUAUACAGAACUUAAAUCAAAACAAUUUGACAAAUUACAAGAUUUUCGAAAUUUUUUAAGUCAAAUUGGAUGGAGAAGAGAACCAUACUCUAACUUAGUUAAAAGUUUAGAAUUAACUAUGUCAACAAUAGGUGAUGAAAUUUCAAAAAAACAGUAUGAUGAAGUAAUUACAUUCAUUAUUACGGAUGGAUAUACAAAUGUUUCUGCAAUUGAAGAAAUUCCAAGAUUUUUAAUUGAUUUUCCAUCUGCAUACACUUAUUCAAUAUCCUUAACAGACACAUUUGAUUCAAAUGUACUUUCAAAAGUAGUAAUUGAUGAAAAUAAAAUAUUUUCUAGAAAAAAUUACACUCAACUUUUAUCUAUAUUACAGGAAAAAUUAUGUACUUUUAAUAUACAAGAUGUUAGUAAAUUAAGCAUACAAAAGAAUGAAACACAAUUUGAUUUUAAAAUGUCAUCAUUAAAUGAAGAUCCAGAACCAGAUAUAUUAAAUGAAAUUUGGGUUGGUUUGGGAAGAAAUGAAUAUGGUGAAAUGAAAUGGUCUGACAAUACAAGUCCUAAUAGUUAUUUUAAAAAAAUUUUACAUAAACUUGAAGUUGAAGGAUAUAAUGGAAAUUGUAUAUAUUUUCAAAAAAAUCAAAAAUGGAUGAUAACUGAUGAUUGUGAUAUUAAACGUAGAUAUAUUUGUAGAUUUAAACCAUCAUUAACAAUAGAGGAAAAAUUUAAGAGAGAUUAUAGUAUGAGAACAGAUAUUUCUACACCAAAAUCUGUUUGGACAUUACAAAAUGAAUUUGAAAAAAAUAAAGACACUACAAAAGAUAAUAAUAUAAAUUUUGAAGACUUAUCUUUAAAAAAUAAUAUUGAUUCAGUAAAAGACCCAUUUUAG